AGAAGCCUUCCUCUCUUUCUCCUGCGUCUUCUUCUCUCUUUCUUUCUUCUAGAUUCAUAGUCUCUUAGUGUUUCUUCUCUACAAGCUCCCUGAAACGUUCUUCCCUGAGAAUUCUCCUUCUGAUUUCGAGUGAGUGAAAAGAUGAACAUAUUUCGAUUAACCGAGCCGAGUUCCCGAGAUACGAAAGUACACACUUCUCGCCAUGGGAAAAAACAGAGUCAUAAACUCAAGUCUCCAAAGUCAUCUUCUUGCCAUUGUGAAGCUCUAAGUCAAGACAAGCAAGAAAGUACUGGAUUACCAAUGAAGAGUUUGUUAGCACAAGAAAUGUCAAAGCAGAAAGAAUCUAAAAAGAGAUCACCAAGCAUUAUAGCAAGACUCAUGGGUCUUGACGUCUUGCCAUCGCCUCAGAGUUCUUCUCAUAGGCAACAACACAAGUCUGUGGAGAAUCAGAAGCAAGGUAGGAGUGGUGAAGUCACUUCUUAUAAAUCUCCAACAAAGAGCUCAAAGACUGGUGAGCAAAAGUUCAAAGAUGUUUUCGAAGUAAAGAAGGCAGCAAGCAAUAGAAAGUUGUCUCUUCAGGCUGCUAAUCUCACCCAGGCAGAGAUGGCUUUUAUAAAACAGAAGUUCAUGGAGGCUAAGAGGUUAUCAACUGAUGAGAAACUUCGUCAUUCUAAAGAGUUUAAUGAUGCGCUUGAGGCUCUAGACUCUAACAAAGACCUUUUACUCAAGUUUCUUCAGCAACCAGACUCAUUAUUCACUAAACAUCUGCAUGAUCUUCAAAACACAACACCUCACAAGAAGUCACCAAACAGCCAAAGGCGUGUGGAUAGUCUGAAAACUCAGAAAGUUGAUAAGGACUUGUUAUGGAAGAGUCCAAGGUCGCCUCAUAGGCAUGGUGGUGGUGGUUGUCAUAGCUAUUCUCAUACAAGACAUGCUUCUUAUGACGCACAUGAUUCACCAUAUGAGGAGCUGGGAAAGAGAAGUGAGUUUCAGCCAACCAAGAUUGUUGUUCUAAAGCCUAAACUUGGUGAGCCACGUUAUGCUAGUAGAGCUUUUGCAUCGCCAAGCUCUUCUUCUGAUGAGUUCAGAGCAGAUCGUAGGCUUCCAUGCACCAUAAAUCAUGUCAGGCAGAAAAGCAAUCUCUCAAGACAUAGUUCUAGAGAAAUGUCCAGGCCAAGGAAGGCGAGCCAGGGUAGUGAUAGUAGUGCCAUGAGCUUUGAGACUCCAAGAUUCAGAGGCUAUGCAGGUGAUGAAAGCUCAUCAGGGAGUGAUUCUCCAAGUGAAUCAGAGCUAGUACCCAUCACUUCAAGAACAAGAACCGCCUUCAACCGUAAGAACUACCAACUAUCUUUGCAUUCAACAUCAUCUGUGACCAGGGAAGCCAAGAGGAGACUCUCAGAGAGAUGGAAGCUGACACACAAGUACGAGGAAGAGAUAGAAAUUCGUAGAAACGGCACGUUAGCUGAAAUGCUUGCAACUUCAGAUAGAGAGGCAAGACCAGCGAGUUUUAAUGGACUCAUUUUCGAAGAAGGUAUUAGUAAAAGAGUUGACAGCAAUAUUCAUUGGUCCGAAUCGCCAGAACCGGUCGGAAUCAGCAGUAGGGAUGGUUGGAAAGGAUCAUUAUCUUCAAGAAGUUUCUCAAAAUCCAAAACCAUCAUGGACCAGGAAAGCACCUAUGGUUACACCAUAGUGCUUCCUAAGGAGUUGAACUAUCGAGAUGGAUUAGUGAAGGGGAGUUCUUCUAGACAUGGUAGUUAUAAAUCUCAUUCAUCAUACAAUGGUUCACCAGAGGUCAACAUUAGCCCAAGUUUAACCAAAGUACUUUAUCAAAAAGAGAAGCUCUCUCCUUCUAAAGCACGUUACAGUUUCUCAGUAGAUGCAAAUUCAGACACUGAGGAUAGUUCCGGUUCGGAGGAUAUAAUGUCUUCUGAAGCUCCGGAUUUGUCAACUGUCACCUCGUUAACUGACCCUGAUAUCUCAAGGAUGCCAAGCGAGGAUGUAAAUCAUUCUUCAGUUCCUGAGCCGCAGUCUCGUGAAAGCUCAAAGGAAGGAGAUCAACCAAGUCCGGUUUCAGUUCUAGAAGCUUCUUUUGAUGAUGAUGAUGUUUCAUCGAGUUCUGAAUGUUUUGAGAGUGUUAGCGCUGAUCUCCAAGGACUCAGGAAGCAACUACAGCUCCUCAAACUAGAGACAGGUGCUUACAAUGAAGGUGGCAUACUCGUUUCAAGUGAUGAAGAGACAGAUCAGGAGGAGUCAUCAGCAAUAACUGAUGAGGCUUUGAUCAGAGAGGAGGUUAAAGAAGAAGACUGGAAGUCACUAUACGUAGUUGACCUCCUAGCCAACUCCAAGUUCAGUGACUCAGACCACACCACUGUCAUUGAGACACCUGUAGAUUCGUCCUUGUUUGAGGAUCUUGAGAAGAAGUACUCCACCGUGAAAACCUCAACUCGUUUAGAUAGAAAGUUCCUUUUUGAUCAGAUCAGCAGAGAGCUUGAGCAGAUGCUAAAGCAGUUUUCGGAUCCACACCCUUGGGUUAAGCCCACAAGGGUCUGCCAGAGAUGGGAUACAGACAUGAUACAAGGGACUCUGCUUGAUUUGGUGGCAAGAAAACAGAAGAAACCAAACAAAGAUGAUGUUGAGGAGGAGUUGCAGUGGCUGAGAUUGGGAGAUGACAUUGAAAUCAUAGGUAGAGAGAUUGAGGAAAUGCUGACGGAUGAACUCAUAGCUGAGCUUGUAGUAGAUGCAAUCUUCUAGAAAGUUAAAUAAUAUUAUCUGUUAUAUACUUUUGAAGAAGAAAAACAAUAAAAAGCAAUGUGUAAUAACAAUUUCUUCAUAUGAAGUGAUGUGUCCC
Messenger RNA from Eruca vesicaria subsp. sativa (arugula), 2848 nucleotides. NCBI's taxonomy places the organism in Eukaryota, Viridiplantae, Streptophyta, Magnoliopsida, Brassicales, Brassicaceae. The record is from the annotation of a GenBank genome assembly.